AUGAAGGCCUCCGUCGUCACCCUCGCUCUCUUCGGCGCUGCUGCCAUCGCCAACCCUGUCGCUGUCGAGAAGCGCGAGAUCGAGCCCCGUGCCCUCAACCUGGUCCCUGCGCUCACCAAUAUCCCCGGCGCCGCUGGCCUUGGCCCCCUGGGUAACAUCGCCAUCAUCAGCACUAUUCUCAACGCUGCGGAUGCCUUCGCUGCCUUUACUACUCUCACCCAAACCAUCCUCAACACCAUUGCCACCCUUCGCGCGGGUGUUCCCGGCAACACCCUGCCUCCCGUCACCGCCAUUACUGGCGUCACCGGCCUCGUCAACCCUGUCUCCGCCCUUCCUGCGGGCACCAACCUCACUCCUGAACAGAUCUUUGCCCUGGCCACCAGCCUUCAGUACCAACUUGGCAACCUGACUCUCCUUACCUCCAACCUGCCCACCGGCAGCCUUCUGGGCGGCGGACUCAGCGCCCCACAGCUCGGCUCUAUCCAGAGCGGUCUCGGUGGCCUCAACACCCUCCUCGGACCCGUCCUCAACCCCACCGGUCUCCUGUCCAACCUUGGUAACCUCGGUGGUGCCACCGGCGCCGUCUCCAACAUUGCACCGCUCCAGGCUCUGCUCGCCGCUAUCCCCACCAUCCUCGGCGUCGUCACCGGCCUCCUCAGCCUCCUCGGCGGUCUCGGCGGUCUCGUUGGCGGCAGCAGCGGUGGUCUCCUCGGCGGUGGCAUCGGCCUCUAA
This is a messenger RNA of Colletotrichum aenigma, 732 nucleotides long. RefSeq lists its product as uncharacterized. The record is from RefSeq and is a predicted model, not a curated record. The transcript has 3 exons. Bases 1 to 732 code for a protein of 243 amino acids. NCBI's taxonomy places the organism in Eukaryota, Fungi, Ascomycota, Sordariomycetes, Glomerellales, Glomerellaceae.